AUGAAUCAAGAAGAAAAUAAAGUAGUAUGGUCUUGGAAAUCCAAUAAAAAUCCUUGGUCGUUAAAACAAGCUGAUGAAUGGUGUGCAUUUCCGUCUUUAAUUAAUAAUCAAAUUGAACAAGCUUAUCUUGCUGAUCAAGAUCAGAUCAUUAUUGAUGAAAAUUAUAAAAUUAAUUUUAAGCAUUUCUUACAAGUGAACAUACCUGAUGCAAGCAAACAACGACCGAUUCGUCGAUGUUUAAACACUCAUAUGAUCUCGUAUUAUUGUCGUGAACGUUUUAAUUUUGUUCAACCACUUCAACAUUCGAUUAUGGAUGAUACUCCAUACUAUGGAUCAGUCUUCAUUACGGAUUGGUUAAUUAUGUUUACUGAAGGAACAUUGAAAAUUGAAUUUUCACAAUUAAUUAAUGAGCUUAUUAGUGGAAUUUCAACUGAAGGUGAAAAUCUUGAUUUGAUUCAAGAAGCUCAACAUUUAAAUGGAGAAAUUCGAGCAAUAAAAAAGAAAAAUAUGGAAAACUUACAGCAAUGUUGUGCCCGUUUAUACACCAAACCAUGUUUUCUAUUUAAAAUUGUUAAUGAAACUUUACGUGAUAAUAAUCGUAAGAAAUUAAAAACUCUUGGCCCAUUUUGUUAUCUGCUCUAUAACUAUAUUGGCAUUCGACAUAAUAAAUAUCUCUCCAUACGACAACAAAUCAAGCGAUUGUUUAAACCUGCUGAAGAACAAUUUUCAUCGUUAACUGUCUAUCGUGGUGAAGAAUUAUUAUCGGAACAAAUUGAAACUUAUAAACAAGCUGUUGGAAAAGGUUUCUCUUAUAAAUGGUCAUCAUUUAUUUCUACAUCCAAAUCACGUGAAGUUGCAGAAAUGUAUGGAUCAAAUGUUUUAUAUAUUAUACAAAUUCCACGCAUUUCAUCAAAUGAUCAAUAUGUGGAUUUAUCAUCGAUAGCUUAUAUAAAAGAUGAACAAGAGAUUCUCUUAAGACCUGGUGUUCGAUUAAGAAUUGAUAAAUAUCAUUUCCAUUCGAGAACACAACGAUAUGUUUUCUAUGUACAAAUUUUACCAUCAUUUAUUUCAAAUAUAAUGUAA
This is a messenger RNA of Adineta steineri, 1083 nucleotides long. The record is from the annotation of a GenBank genome assembly. Lineage: Eukaryota; Metazoa; Rotifera; Eurotatoria; Adinetida; Adinetidae.